AUGUCUGGCAGGGAGGACUUCUAUGGUACCGUUUCGGUCAUCAUGCGUACUAUACAUCGAUCUGUCAGCGGUCCAGGACUCCAUGCUUCACGCAAGGUCCCAAUGCGUGAUGGCGACUUAUUCAAUGCUAUGCGACCAGGCGAUGCACAGGGGUCAUUGUCCGGCCCGAAGAACACACAGAAUCGCCUGGCAAGAAUACACGUAGUGUUCCAGUGGCAUCUAACUUCGUCGCAGUUUGACAAUUUUACUCUUACACAUGCCGAGGCUAUACAGGCUAUCAACACAAGGAAAGUACGGCCAUUGUCACGGGAGUUCAAUCAGGAAGAUAACGUCCAAAGCAAGGACUUUAGCAUAUUGCUGUAUCAUAUUGGUUUCCAUGCUAUACUGAAGCUUUAUUCCCAGCGAGAUAUCCCCUUCAGGCGUGCCUCUGCCUAUCCACCAACGGUCCGUCAACUCACACUGCCGACCGUCGCCAUCCGCUCUCACGACAGCAACUGCAACAACCGGAAUCACAGCCGCAGCGUACCACCGACAAUGGCGACUUGGGCCGCCAUCGCACGCAAGGCCGCAGAGACCACCGCUGAGGCCCUUGAAGAGGGCGUCAAAUUCUCGUGGGCGGAGAACGAAGCCAACAAAGUCACCGCCGCCACCUUGAAGGAAUUCGGUCCUCCUCUUUCCUAUGACACCGACAGUGACAACGGCUGUGAGUCCAAGGUCAAAACUGAGCUCAACGCUGGCCACAACAACAACAACAUCAUCAUGGCAGCUCAAGAAAACAUCGUGAUUGCCCCCGAGGUGCCCAUGCAGAACACGGCCGGCACCUCUCCCGGUCCUGCCUCCGACGAGGGUGCCUCGUCCUCGUCUGCCGCUCCUUCCGUUGGAGCUCCCAUAUCCAGGGUUGAAGAGUUCAAACUGGCUCUUGGCGACUUUGGCACUCAGCUUGGUCUGAUGGUCCGCCUCAAAGGCGUGGCCCCAGAGAAUGUCGACGAGUGUGUCAACAACAUUAUCGAAAAGAGCCUUGACGAUAUCAUUGCUGUCAAGGGCAAGGAUGCCCAGAAGAACAAGAAGGUCCAGAGAUCGGACGCUGCCAAUAACAAGAAAAUCACCGCUCCUACCCAGCAGCCUGAAAAUGAUCCGAAGAACAAAGGUAAAGCUGUCGAGACCACUGACGCCUUCACCGGCAUGAUGGAGGGCUACAAGUUCUCAGCUGCCUCGCAGCUUCCCCCAACAGACACGGCCGACGUCAUCAUGUUCUUCACAAAGCCCGAUGCGGUCACUGGAGAGACUGAGAUUCCAGUCCAUCGCGAGCUGCUCAUCAGAGAGUCGACUUGGUUUAGUCGUCCGGGCGGCCUGCCUCCUCCGAACAAGGACGGCAAACCUGUCUAUAUCUGUCUCGGAGAAGGACCUGCCGGCGUUGUUGGGCAGGUCUUCAGGUUUCUUUACAACCACAAGGUCGACGAGUGCGAGAGAAACGCCGGCUCGCCCUUCCACCUUAUCCAUAUCCAGUGCAACGUAAACCAAUAUGUCCUGGCCGUCGCCUACGGCAUGACUCGCCAGCAGCAGUAUCAUCUCAACAAGGUUCAAGAGCAUGUCGAAUGGCUCAGGGAGCACGUCUCUCACAAUGCGCCUCUAUGCAACAUGGUGCUCACUACUGGCGUGGAGAUCGGAUGGUGCGAGGUGCCGCUCCGUCACUGCAACACGUGCCUCUGGAAGGAAGUCAUCCCGGCAUACCGCGAGGUCUGCGCCGGAUGCACGUUCUCGUUGCCCGGCUCAAUCUCAUCAUCGUGCCGUGGAUGA
Messenger RNA from Verticillium alfalfae VaMs.102, 1797 nucleotides. RefSeq lists its product with no specific name. Bases 1 to 1797 code for a protein of 598 amino acids. The record is from RefSeq and is a predicted model, not a curated record. The transcript has 7 exons. Lineage: Eukaryota; Fungi; Ascomycota; Sordariomycetes; Glomerellales; Plectosphaerellaceae.